AAAAGAGGAACAGAGAUGAUCUUCAAUGCUCUGGAGAAGGCCAAGAGGAAGUUUGGCAGCCCUUUGACCACCCCCUCCCCCUCCAGCCCUGUCCCACCCACCAUAGAGGACCAACCCCCACUCCCCCACAAAUCCCUCCCUGAGCUCCCACCAAUCGACUACGAUGAUCUGGCCGGGGCGGGGCCCCCUACACCCCUGAAACCGGCCCUGGUCAACAGUGUUGACGUUAGGCAGGCGUUUCCUGUGUUGGAGAGGAUAGCAGGGGACGGGAUACCAGACCUGUUGGUGGCACCCCCUCCUCUCUCGAGGAGGUGCCUUCCGGAGGCCUCCACCCUGCGACCCCUGCAAGAGAAACCCCUCCGAUUCCCCACCAUGAACCUGACCUCCCAUGCUGGGGAGAUUCCUGCUCCUCUAGAGUUCUCCGUAGCCGAUCCUGCUCUUGACGUUCCCGAGUUUGAGGAUGUAGGGUCGGAGCUUCUGAAAUUGGAAGCCCGAGAAAUCCAGCCUGCAGACUUGGUGGAGAGAGAGGGGUCAGAAUGGGGGGAUGGAGAAUAUGGUGACAACAUUCCAGAGACAGUGCUUCUGAAGCAGGACAUUCUGGAAGAGGGGGAGGGGCUUCCAGAAUUCGAGGACCACAGAGUUCCAGAAUCAGAACCGGUGGUCGAGGUUCCAUUGGAGGUUCGGGUGGAGUUUAUCCAAGAAAUUGUCCCUGCCUCCCCUUCCAGCCAGGACCCCCAGCCAGCGGCAGGAUCUGCUGCAGAAGACGGCACCUAUGAGAGCUAUGACAAAGCCAAUGAAGACAUGCCCUCAGCCAAACAGAAGGUCAAGGGUCAACCCACCAAGAAGAAGAAGGAACCAAAGAGUAAGACACAGGCACCUUACAACCCAUAUGCUGAGACUCAGCCUCCGACUAAAGGAACACCCAGGGCUGGCUGGUCUUUUAAGAAGCCUGCUCCGGAAACCCCAGAGAAGAAAGAUCUGAAGAAGAAAGACAAACAACAUCUGGGGAAGGACAAGAAAGAACAGAAAGAGAGAGAGAAGAAGGAGCAGAAAGAGAGAGAGAAGAAAGAAAACGAGAUGAAGACGUUUAAGAUAACAGGUCAGGAGGAGGCUAUAUAUCAGGCUACAGUGACGGUAGCAUCUAAAGGACGGAAGAACGACCUGGCUUUGAAGAAUAGAGACAUCGUCAGCAUCAUACGGACCACAAACUGCCCCAAAGGAAAAUGGCUGGUCAGGGACAGCACUAAUACAUAUGGGUACGUCUCAGUGAGCCAGCUGGAUCUGGACAUUAAGGAGAUGUUGAAGCUGGGGAAGAAGGCUUCUCAUUCCAUCAGCCAUAAGGACAGCAGUACUGUGGUACAACAGGGAGGAGAGGUGGCCAGGAUGGGCAGCAGGACUUCCAAUCACUACCCACUGCAGGAAGAUACAGGCAGCUUUACAGACGAUAGUGAGGAGUGGACGUAUGACAAUGAACCUCUCUCCUUCCCCAAUGAGGAAGAUCCUACAGAGAGCGGCCACAUCCAAACCAUGUCCAUGACGGUUUCUCCAGGAAGCAGAGAGCUUAGCAUCCACCACCAACAAACACACAAUGACACCACCAUAGAUGGCAUGGAUAUUCAGGCGAAACAUGAAGCACUUCAGAAGCUGGCCACUUUCUUCCACAAACCUGUUGUAGAGGAACCCAUCAGGAGAAGACAUGAAGAACCUGAAAAAAAACCAAUCAGCCCCGUGGAUAUAGAAGAACCAGUGUACCCAUGUAAAGUGGAAGCAGCUUUGGAGCUUCUAGACAUGAUGGUUCUUCCUCCUCCUGGCCUGUUUGCAGAUGACAAUCAAUGACGCUUAGUAGACUACCAUCUACAGUUGGAGAGCAGAGGAACAACGAGUGCCAGGCAUCUCCACGACAAUCACUCAGAUAACGGCGACACGAAGGAUCGUUGUUUGGACAACCUGCCAUUGGAUGGACUAUUUCUCUGUUAGAAUAUUGUUUAGGCCAGGAUUCAAUCCGAGAGCUCUAGUCAACAAUGCAGAUUUUUAAGGCAAUGUUACCGUCUUUGCGGAGACCGCAUUCAAGAUAAAUGCUGCAGAUGUCGACUCAAUUGGAAAUUAUCUUUAAAAUGUCAAUAACGCUAUAGGGUUUCAGAUUGAAUCUCUUGUUUUGAUGUCCAUCCCAGGGUUAUGGAGGAUGAGACGAAAGAUACAGAGAGAGCAGUUCUGUUUAUACUAAAUGUUCAAUAGUUUUAUACAAAGACAAUUACGGGAUACCAUGCAUAGUGUAAUGUCUGUUUACAGGUGUUUGUGUUUGGCUAGAUGACAAAUCAACAGUCUGUAUCCAGCUACUGUCUGUGUCUAAAAUGACAGCCUAUUCCCCAUGUAGUGCACUAACUUUGACCUAAGUGACACAGGGUUAACCACAUAGGGCUCUGGUGAAAAGUAAUGCACUACACAGGGAAUAGGAUGCUUGCCAUACCGUAUGAGAUGUCUGCUUUUAUUUCCCAUUAAGUAUUAGAGAGAGAGGGAAGUAAUUUGAUGAUGUAACCUUUAGUUGAAGUCCUGUUCAUUUAGCUACCAGCUCUGCUAGUUGUGAUCUGGCGAUUUAAUAAAAUACGCAAAUCAA
Messenger RNA from Salmo salar (Atlantic salmon), 2614 nucleotides. RefSeq lists its product as uncharacterized. Gene Ontology annotation, biological process: protein localization to plasma membrane; T cell receptor signaling pathway; integrin-mediated signaling pathway. The record is from RefSeq and is a predicted model, not a curated record. Gene Ontology annotation, molecular function: protein binding. Gene Ontology annotation, cellular component: plasma membrane. Lineage: Eukaryota; Metazoa; Chordata; Actinopteri; Salmoniformes; Salmonidae.